AUGGAAAACGCCACCAACAUUUACCACCAUGACUGCGAAUUAGAGCCUGAUCAAGACCUCUCCUUCGGUGAUCUUCCAUUAUUUAUCAGAAAAGAACCUGAACGCAACAAUUAUUAUCAUGAUGAUCAAGAACCAAGAAAUUCUUUUUCAAGCCAAGACUUCUUUGAGUUCUUGCCACCUGAACAGGACACAGAGACAAAUCCUGCACAAGACAUCAUCUUCUUUGGAAGACACAUACUCCCCAAGACAAAACAAUCAGCCAACAGUCCUAACCCUUCUGCUGAUCAAACAAACUCUCAUAGCCCAUUCAAUAGUUCAGCUCACUUGUCGUCGAACAGAAGUAGACGUUCGCAUUCACUUCAAUUUGAGACCGCAAAACCUUCUCCGACCCCACCAUCAACCGGAAGUUUCCGGGAUCAGUACUACUCAAGUAAUAAUUCAAGAAAGCACAAGGUCUUGAUAGGAUUAGCAAAGAUUCCACCAAAAAUGGAGCUUAGUGAUAUCAAGAAAAGGCAGAGUCGCCAAGCACCGGCACCAAUGAUCCCGACUGCGGUGCUGGCUGUUGAUGAAAAACCCCUUGUUGAUGGCAGUAAUAGAUCAGGACUUGAUCAUCCUUGCAUUGGGUCAGAGAUAGAUUUUCGGAAUUCUAUGUAUAGACAGUCCAUAGUACUUCUGAAACGUGGGUCUGAAUGUUCUUCCAAUGAUUCUGCCUCGGCCUACUAA
Dovyalis caffra is the source of this 723-nucleotide messenger RNA. NCBI's taxonomy places the organism in Eukaryota, Viridiplantae, Streptophyta, Magnoliopsida, Malpighiales, Salicaceae. The record is from the annotation of a GenBank genome assembly.